This is a messenger RNA of Metschnikowia bicuspidata var. bicuspidata NRRL YB-4993, 1236 nucleotides long. Its product is annotated as tRNA:m4X modification enzyme. The transcript has a single exon. The annotation marks the transcript as partial. Lineage: Eukaryota; Fungi; Ascomycota; Pichiomycetes; Serinales; Metschnikowiaceae. The record is from RefSeq and is a predicted model, not a curated record. Gene Ontology annotation, biological process: tRNA methylation.
AAGAAGAAUCGUCGCUGUGCUAUGCAAAGUAAGAAAAACCAACGAUUUUGCGCAGAGCAUUUGAAACUUGAGGCUUCUGAAGGAGUGACUGAUAACAAAGACAACAUAGACGCCCGUGUGCCUUGCCCUUUAGAUCCCAAACAUACAGUGAAACAAAGAGACCUCAAAACGCAUUUACAGAAAUGUAAUGCUCGCCCGGCCGAGUCCCCGGAACCGUGGUAUAACAAGGAUAUCAAUGCUGAACUCCACCUGUCAAAAGAGGGCCAAGAAACAAAAAACACUGGGCUGGACUUGAGUCUAAAUUCCGAGAAUGAACCUGCUCUCUUCAGAAAGUUGUUCGGUGUCCUUGAAACUUACAACAGGAAGGUACCAAGCCUAGAGUCGAAAAUUCAAAAGCACGCAGGCCUUGAUAGCUGGCUUUCGAAAAAAGAGAACAAAAAACAUAUUGUACAGCAAGCUUCACUCAUAGGGGCCAUGAAGGAGACAGAUCUCCUUUCAAGAAAGAACGUGUAUGUAGAGUUUGGUUGUGGAAAAGCCGAGCUCUCGCGGACCGUCAAUGCCUGCGUGAUUUUUGACACAGUUCUUGAAAAGAAGGAAGUGGGGGCGGAUCAGCAUGACCUAAAAAAUAAUCUGAUCUAUGGGUUUGGGCUCAUUGACCGUGGUGUCAAUCGUAUGAAGAUGGACAACAAGAUUGUGAGCGACUGCGAGGGUUCUCAGCUUCACCCCCAGAUCAAGCGCUCUAGAAUCGAUAUUCAGCACUUGGAUCUUGAUAAGUUCAUGGAGUACAUGCAGCACCUGUCUAUUGUUGCCAUUUCCAAGCACUUGUGUGGGGCGGCCACAGACUUGACGUUGAAGCUGAUCUUGAACUCGAAGAAAAGCAGAGACGCACUAGACGGGGUUGUCGUAGCCAUGUGCUGUAGGCACGUUUGUGACUAUGGACAGUUUCUCCCACAGUCCCGGGAUUUUUUGGCCAAAAAUGGAGUUGUGGGCGCCCGCGAGUUCCUGGUUUUGAAGAAAAUAGUCACUUGGGCGGUCUGUGGAAAAAGAGAAGGCCAGGAAGAUAAGCAUGAGUCCGGAUAUACCUAUGAAGAGAGAGAAAGGUUGGGCUUGAUUGCAAGGAGAAUGAUUGACGAUAGUCGCGUGGAUGCAAUCAACAGUUUGAUGGAAAACAAUAAGGCAGAAUUGUUUCUUUACGCAGACAAGGAGUCGACGUUAGAAAACCAUUGCUUGAGAGUG